AACUCAUCCUCGUCAGACCAAAGAUUAAAAACUGCCAGUGUAAGGGUCAGGGCUCCAGCAGACCCUGAAAGCUGAGCCAUCCCCGACCCCCAAAGUGAGGAGAAGCUGCAAGGGGAAGGGAGGGACAGAACCAGGAGAGAAGAAAAGAAGGAGGGGCAGCCCACCAAGCUGUGGUGCCCCCACAGAGCCAGCUCAGUUUCAGCUACAGGAGCCACUCAGCUGCAGAGGCAGCAGCAGCCCUGAUCCUCAGGCGAAGGACGGCAGGCAGACAGACAGAAGUCCCGGAUUGGAAGUCCACAGACCCCCGGCCACUUGGCCUGGCCUGGCCCCAUGGCCUUCAAUGACCUCCUGAAGCAGGUGGGGGGCGUCGGCCGCUUCCAGCUGAUCCAGGUCACCUUGGUGGUCCUUCCCCUGAUCCUGCUGGCCUCCCACAACACUCUGCAGAACUUCACUGCCGCCAUCCCCACCCAUCACUGCCGCCCACCUGCCAACGCUAACCUCAGCAAGGAUGGGGGGCUAGAAGCCUGGAUCCCCCAAGAUAGGCAAGGGAGGCCUGAGCCUUGCCUUCGCUUUACCUCUCCCCAGUGGGGAAUGCCCUUUCCCAAUGGCACAGGGGAUAAUGGCACCAGGAUCACAGAACCGUGCACUGAUGGCUGGAUGUAUGACAACAGCACCUUCCCUUCCACUAUUGUGACUGAGUGGAACCUUGUAUGCUCCCACAGGGCCUUACGUCAGUUGGCCCAGUCCCUGUACAUGACAGGGGUGCUACUGGGAGCCAUGAUGUUCGGCUACCUGGCAGACAGGCUGGGCCGCCGGAAGGUGCUGAUUCUGAACUACCUGCAGACAGCCGUGUCUGGAAUAUGUGCAGCCUAUGCACCCAACUUCUCCGUCUAUUGCACCUUCCGGCUCCUCUCGGGCAUGUCUCUGGCUAGCAUUUCCAUCAACACCAUGACGCUGAAUGUGGAGUGGAUGCCCAUCCACACGCGUGCCCAUGUGGGCACCUUGAUUGGCUAUGUCUACAGCCUGGGCCAGUUCCUCCUGGCUGGUGUGGCCUAUGCUGUGCCCUACUGGCGCCACCUGCAGUUGCUGGUCUCUGUACCUUUUUUUGCCUUCUUCAUCUACUCGUGGUUCUUCAUCGAGUCUGCCCGCUGGUACUCCUCUUCUGGGAGGCUGGACCUCACCCUGAAGGCCUUGCAGAGAGUGGCUCGAAUCAAUGGAAAGCAGGAAGAGGGGGCCAAGCUGAGUAUGGAUGUACUCCGCGCCAGUCUACAGAAGGAGCUGACUCUGAGCAAAGUCCAGGCCUCGGCCAUAGAGCUGCUGCGCUGCCCUGCCCUUCGGCGCCUCUUCCUCUGCCUCUCCAUGCUAUGGUUUGCCACUAGUUUUGCCUACUAUGGGCUAGUCAUGGACCUGCAGGGAUUUGGGGUCAGCAUCUACCUAAUCCAAGUGAUCUUUGGUGCUGUGGACCUGCCUGCCAAGUUCGUGUGCUUCUUCGUCAUCAACUCCCUUGGUCGCCGGCCUGCACAGAUGGCCUCAUUGCUGCUGGCAGGCAUCUGCAUCCUGGUGAAUGCAGUGAUACCCAAAGAGCAGACAAUUGUCCGUACCUCCCUUGCUGUGCUGGGGAAGGGCUGUCUGGCUGCCUCCUUCAACUGCAUCUUCCUGUACACCGGGGAGCUGUACCCCACAAUGAUCCGGCAGACAGGUUUGGGAAUGGGCAGCACUAUGGCCCGAGUGGGCAGCAUCGUAAGCCCGCUAGUGAGCAUGACCUCCGAGCUCUACCCCACCCUGCCUCUCUUUAUCUAUGGCGCCGUCCCUGUUGCCGCAAGUGCGGCCACCGCCCUCCUCCCAGAGACCCUGGGCCAGCCGCUGCCGGAUACAGUGCAGGACCUGGAAAACAGGUGGGCCUUCACUCAGAGAGGAGCAGGGACUUACCCCAGGAGAGGGAAACCGAGGCAUCAACAGCAAGAGCAGCAGAAGCAGAUGGUACCACUCCAGGCCUCCGCACAAGAGAAGAAUGGACUCUGAGGACCAAAGGGGCCUUACAGAGCCCUAAAGGGAGUGAGGUCUUACAGGUCCUCUGGUCACUCACACAAAGGGGUGGAGGGGGGAGGACAGCCCAACUGUGGGGGCUGUGGUUCAGGGAAGCACCCCUUCAGGGGUCCUCCUCCCUGAACAGACCCCCACCAAGACUACAUCAUUAAAAGGUUUGACUGUGUAC
Castor canadensis (American beaver) is the source of this 2215-nucleotide messenger RNA. Lineage: Eukaryota; Metazoa; Chordata; Mammalia; Rodentia; Castoridae. The record is from RefSeq and is a predicted model, not a curated record.